AUGAAGUUCACGUCGUCAACUUACAAUGUCGGAUAUCCUGUUUAUGGGUCGAAGUUCCUCAAUAACACUAUGCUGCUGGUGGCCGGAGGUGGCGGUGAAGGGAACAAUGGUAUUCCCAACAAGUUGACGGUGUUGAGGGUUGAUUUCGAGAAGAAGAAGGUUGUCAAGAGGUUUAGGGAGAUUACUUUGGACCCUAAUGACGAUUCGCCAACGACGCUCGAUGCUGCGAACGACCUUAUUCUGAUGGGAUGUAAUGAAAAUAGUGAAAAGAUCAAGAGCGGCGGAGGCAACCGAAAUCUACGUAAGUUUGUCUAUGAGAACGAGCAUUUGAGGUUUGUGGCCAGUGUUGACUUUGACGGGUCCGUUUCGCCGGAAGAUUACACUAAGCUGCUCUAUAUGUCGCGAGAUGGCAGCGUAGGAGCCAUUGCGUCUUCCAAGGUGCCAACCGUGAUCAGAAUUAUUGAUCCCAGAAGCCUCGAGGAAAAAUAUGAGAUCGAAACAGGUCACGAUGUUAAGGACAUGCACUUCGCACCGGACGGUAAGGUGAUCGGUUAUAUUACGGCAUCUACUUUAGAGAUCAUUUCUAUCGUUACCGGCAGGUUCAUCAUCAGAAAGAGUGAUUUUGAUAAGAACUACAUUCUGUCAAAGGUGAGAUUUCUCACAGACGAUGUUGUCCUGAUCGCGGCUUCCCUGCAGAAGGGCACAGGUGUCGUUUUGAUCAAAAUCAGCUUGAAGAGCGGCAGCGCAACCGUGCUGAAGACCAAGCUUAUAACCAACAAAUUCAAAGGAUUCACUUCGAUGGAUGUCGAUGCUAAUAAUCAGCUCGCCGUGAUUGCCGGAAAUGAUAACUCGAUCGCUUUGGUCAAGCUGAAGGAUUUCUCCUUGGGCAGAAUCUUCAAGCAGGUCCACGGAUUCGCAAUUACUAGAGUUGCCUUUUCGCCUGAUUCGAAGUUAAUCGCCAGUGUGUCUGCGGCCAAUACCGUUAAUGUGAUUAGAGUUCCUGAAGGUUUUGCUUUAUCCACUUCACUGAGCAGCAAGAUAUGGAGAUUCUUCGUUAAUUUCAUCCUAAUUAUUGUUAUCGCAUCCCUGGCACAAUUCUCGUACAGAUAUAACCUGCACGAGAGAUCUUAUAAGUUCCUCAAGCAUCAAUAUCUCGCCAGGCGUAACGGCUCGAGUGGUGGAAUAGACAUCUUGAAACAAACCACGUUAGUAGGAGAUAUUGUUAGUCAGAUGACGACUACCCAGGCAUUCGAUACAACAGAGAAAUUUGUUGAAACUUCUGCUUUCAACAGCCAUACUGUGGGUGACUACAUGGCUCAUGGCACCGAUGACGAUGUAUGGUUGAGCGAAUCUUGGGUUACCAGUACAUCUUUGCCCCAUCGCAGUAGCGAAAACAUGCAAGCUGGCUACGCGGGAAGCUCUUCUGUCAUCACAAUGGUGUCAGGCUCGGUGAGCAAUGAACCUGAACAGGUUUCAGAUCUGUCAGCCACAGCAAGCAAAGUAACCGAUAGAGACUCCUAUUCUUCAUUAAUCCACUUUGGGGACCAGCGCUCUGAAAAGAAUACUAACCUAGAUAACGCCAAAAUUUCCUCGCAGAGUUACAGUGCUCAGAAAACAGAUGUCAUUUCUGCUGCUUAUCAAUUUCGUCCUGACACUGCAGUUGCUAUGUCCAUUCAUACCUCAAGUACAUGGGCAAGCGAGGGAGGACAAAAGCCCACAAAGACUUCGAUUACUUCGUUGAGUGUCAAAACUGCUGAACGGGCUGAAAUUCAUACGAGAAGCACAUCGUCGGAGAGUUUAGUCGAGAGGCAAAAUGAAAGCAAUGAAAAAUCUCAAAGGCCAAUUCAAGCUUCUUCUUCGGUUGCGGAAGCUCCGCUUGACAUUAAUCAAGCGGCAAUCAAUGAUAGAAGCUCGAAGAGCACAUCAGGCGCCAUUAUCGAAACUAAUUUGGCUCAAAGCGUCAAAGAAGUAGAAACAAAAACCUCACAAGCGCAGUCGAGUACACACUUGCGUAGUGCAACUACGAACUCGGUAACUAAGGCUGUAUCGAAGUCUUCAGGUGUUUUAACGACCCAAUCUGCCUCAAAAGCAACUUCUAAAGAAUCAUCUUCAGGCACUGAAGAGCAAAGUAGUAGAACAAAAGCGGAUAUGACAUCCACUGAAUCUGAGGGCCCUGGUCAUGCAGCUGUAACAACCGAAGACGAGUUUAGACUAGAGAUCUUGGAUCCAUCAGGCGCCGAAAUCGAUUACGAUUUAUUUGAAGAGAAAACCCCAGAACCAAAUGAGCUUUUGAGCGCUGAGCGAGAUAUGACAACGCCUACGGGAUCAAUUGCCUCUAUGCAGGACAGCACAAGGAGCAGUGUGGCAAUUCCUGUAGGGGAAGAAUCUUUAGAGACUGGCAAGGACAAUGAGCAUUCGGCAGUUGAGCCUACUCAAGAGAAGGCCAAAUUGGCCGGUGAUGAUGCCAUGACCAACAGUCACAGUGAAGAGGUGAAAUUUCACGUCGAAAUUACGACGAAACCCUCUUCUUCAAGCCCAGACCUACCAGUCAGUUCCAAUGAAGUCGUAGCCACAGGUAUAAGUGGAGCUCCCAAAUCUCCAAUCCCCGCGGCCGUUCAGGCUUCUAGUAAUGAAGUCCAGGCUUCAAAGGAGAGCCUAAAAGGCACCACGGCAUGGAAGCACAUGAAAGCGACAGAUAUUUCGCGAAAGAUUACUGCAGCAUCAGAGUUACCUCUAGAAAUUGCCAAUGAAUCUACCAAGAGCACAAGUGCAAGGUCAUUCGCGAAAGCUGAGAGUGAAUCGGCGAAGCAUGCAGAGAUAUCCUUCAAAAAUGAAAUGAAGCCUUCUGAAACAGUAACUAGCAUUCAGGCAAAUACCAUCUCUGCUCACAGUGAAACGGAGGUUACAGAGCAAACAUCUAUUGGUUCUACGGCUGACGAAUCGUCAAUCUCAUCGGCAGCCCAGGACACUGUGAUUUACGACGAGCUUUGA
Molecule: messenger RNA, 2991 nt
Organism: Torulaspora globosa
Lineage: Eukaryota; Fungi; Ascomycota; Saccharomycetes; Saccharomycetales; Saccharomycetaceae
Exons: 1
Coding region: 1-2991 (996 amino acids)
Biological process (GO): protein secretion
Cellular component (GO): endoplasmic reticulum membrane
Molecular function (GO): protein binding; GTPase activator activity; guanyl-nucleotide exchange factor activity
Source: RefSeq, a predicted model, not a curated record